GGCUCCGCUGGAAAGAGCUGGCACGGCAGGAAAAGGAGGAAAAGCCCAGGAGAAGCCGCAGAGCCGCGGUCAUGGGCAGCCACCCCGCCGUGCUGCUGGCGCUCGCCCUCUGCGCCCUGCUGGAAGCCGGUCUGGGCCAUCCCCCGGCCGAGUCGCACCUGGCCCCGCGGCCGAGGAGCAAGCGAUGUUCCUGCAACAGCUGGCUGGAUAAGGAAUGCAUCUACUUCUGUCACCUGGACAUCAUCUGGGUCAACACACCUGGGCACACCGCUCCCUACGGCUUGGGCAGCCCGCCAAGGCGGCGCAAGAGGUCGGCGGGCAGGUGCGAGUGCUCGCACUCCAGGGACAGCAUCUGUGCCACCUUCUGCCACGGCAGGCCUGGGUACCUCCAGAGUCUGAAGCUCCCCGUGAGCUCUGGAGCCUCAGCGAGGUCUCUGCAGAGCGGUGCCACGAGGCCUCCCCAUCACGGGCUGCUGAGAGCUCUCAGGGACCUCAGGGUCUCCAGCCCACGCUCCAGCAAACGGCAGCAGCGCUCGCGGAGGAGCACACAGCCACCAGCUCUGCCUUGGGAAAGAAACAUCUGGAAGAAGAAGAGAUAAGAGACAGGAGCACACCAAGCUCACCAGAAGAAUUUGGAGUCCUGUGGGUGCCACCAGCUCUGCUGUCAGUUGUUAGAGCUGAAGGGAAGGCCGUGAGUGGAAGGGAAGGAGGUGGAAGUCUCCGUGUUCCUGCUGCAUGAACCAGUACUCAAGGGACUGCUGCAAAGGGAAAAACUGUCUGUCCAUCCCGUCAGAGAAGUGUCCUGGAGCUGAAUUGUGUCUUUUUGCAUCAGGCAAGAGUUGUGCUGGAGCAGCACUGGCUGGGCUGUGCCCUGGAGGCCUCAGCCAGGGGUUCUGCCAGGGGUUCUGGGCAGGGCUGGAGCAGGGACUGUGCCCUGGAGCCCUCAGACAGGGGCUCAGCCAGGGGUUCUGGGCAGGGCUGGAGCAGGCAGCACCGAGCCCAUCACUGCCCUGGGCUGCUCUGCCUGGAGCUGUCCAAGCCUGGCCCAUCCAGAGGGGUUUGCUGCUCACUGCAGUCAGGGAUGAGCUGCCUCCAGACCGAGCCCACCUUUGCACUAUUUUCUC
This is a messenger RNA of Camarhynchus parvulus, 1124 nucleotides long. RefSeq names its product endothelin 2 (gene EDN2). The coding region runs from base 72 to 599 and encodes 175 amino acids. The record is from RefSeq and is a predicted model, not a curated record. NCBI's taxonomy places the organism in Eukaryota, Metazoa, Chordata, Aves, Passeriformes, Thraupidae. Gene Ontology annotation, biological process: regulation of vasoconstriction; vein smooth muscle contraction; regulation of systemic arterial blood pressure by endothelin. Gene Ontology annotation, molecular function: hormone activity; endothelin B receptor binding. The transcript is spliced from 5 exons. Gene Ontology annotation, cellular component: extracellular region.